Molecule: messenger RNA, 2580 nt
Organism: Serendipita indica DSM 11827
Lineage: Eukaryota; Fungi; Basidiomycota; Agaricomycetes; Sebacinales; Serendipitaceae
Source: the annotation of a GenBank genome assembly
AUGGCUUCGGUGGCUCGCGCUUCUUCAUCUCUUCCUCGAUGGUCAAAAGCCGUGCAUUCCAAGAAGCAGAGGUCAGCGUUUAUCCUUGCACCAUCGAUUACCCAUUAUCUGACGACCAUCUUGGCCAAGGCGAAGAAAAAGGAAUUGGAGACGGAAUGGAACACGUCAUUCCAAUUGUAUGUACAAGCUGCUCAGGCGUUUCUCAAGAUUGUCAACAAUACGUCGUCCAUUGAUGGUUCUACCGUGGAUGGACAAGCUACGAGAACCACGGCUGAUAACGCUAUGAUUGCGAGGGACAAGGAUGAACGUACACAAGCCCGUGCUCAUGCUAGUCUCGCACUCGAACGUGCGCAAAAGAUUAAGAGGGCUUAUCCGGAUCGCGUUCAGCUUGUGCAGCGUAACAUAUUCUCACCUGAAGAGCAGCAGGCCGUUUUGGAAUCGUCAUCUAUUGUCAAUGGGGUCGUGUGUCCCCUCUGGAAAGGGUAUACACCCAGUCUGUCAGUAAAGGAAGAUGAUAGGACUGCUGUCGAGUGGGGUCUCGAGCCUGGAGAUCGCUGGGUGUCGAAAGACAAAGUCUUUGGACCGAAUUGUCCAAUGCUAGAUCUCAAUAUGCUGCCAUAUGAGCUCGUACAGAGCGUCGUUUCUAAUUGUUCCGUCGUGGCGUCCAUCAUCGUCUGUUGGCAACAUCAUCUGAUACACGGCUCAUCGGGUCAGUUGAUACUGGACCGCCUGUUUCCGCAGGCUGAAGGCGACUCGUUACGACGGCCAAUAGAAUCAAGCAAUGGACGAUAUGCUUAUAAAAUGUUUCUCAAUGGAGUCGAACGCAAGGUCAUCAUCGAUGAUCGAAUGCCUCUCCGUGGAGAUCUCGUCAUGUCCGUACGGUCCACUCGACGUAGCUGUCUAUGGCCGAGCUUGGUCGAAAAAGCAUACUUGAAGAUAAAUGGCGGCUAUGGAUUCAAGGGAUCGGACUCUGGAGUCGACCUACGAGCUCUCAUCGGCUGGAUACCAGAUUCCUAUGAUCUUCAAAGCACGGCAUUUGAGCGGGAGAAGACUUGGUCGAGAAUAUCGACAGCGUUUCGCCAAGGAAAUGUACUUGUCACGUUCGGGACUGCCAAAGAAAUUCCGUCACAUGCCAGUCGACCGUUGAUUCCCUUCCACGCAUAUGCAUGCAUAGGUCUCGAGGACAAUGAAGACAGAAUGGUCACUAUCGUCAAUCCAUGGCGUUCAAUCGAUGCAAACGAUGCGCACCGAAGUGAAGAAGCAUUCUGGAGAAUACCUUGGGACGACCUUUCCGCACAGGCUUGUCCACCAUCGGCAAGUGAAAUGAAUUGCCCAUCCGCCUGCUUACACCAUCUCAGAAAGUGGAAGAUUGCGAGGUCGCCAGGGGACGGUAUCCUGAAUCAACAGAUUCGUAUCGCUAUAGACGCAGUCACACCAAGGACGGACAUUUGGGCCCUCCUUUCACGCCAUACCUAUGCUCAGGCAGAGACAGAAUUGUAUAGCGCACUGCAUGCAUUCGAAGAGGAUGGUGCCGAGAUCACAUUUAACAAGGCAGAGAAUCUUACAUUUACUGGACAUUAUCUGAACUCUCCCCACUGCCUGCUCAAAAUGACAUGCAGUGACGACACCAAACGCAUUUCGUUAAUCGCCUCUCUCAGUUUUCCUAACGAAGCCGACAUUCGAGACGAUGUACCAUAUACACUGAGUAUCAUGUCGCACGCCCCACUCGAAUUUGAUACGCGACCACCCCCAAAUAUGGUCAAACAAAUUAUCUCCUACGAGUUUAAUUCACUGUACUCUGGCGGAAAUUUGCUCUAUCCCACGUAUUUCGACAACCCACAGUGGACGCUAAAGGUGCCGGCGGGUCCCUCGAGCUCAUCUGGGAAGCAAAGUGCGGUCCGCCUUCAAUUCCAUGCCACUGCGUCGAAAGAUAUACCAUUGAACAUCAAGGUAUACAGAAGUGCGGAGAAGCGGGUUAACGACGUCACGGAGGGAACGGUUGUCUUCGACUCUGGAACUUACAGCUAUGGCAUAGCUUGUGGCCAAGUCUCUCUUCUCCCUGGAAAUUAUGUUGUUGUGCUCUCAAACUAUGUGGCAACCCAACAUGGAAAGGGAACGCUCGAGAUCUCUUCUGAGCGAUCCGUGGAAUUGCAGCGCGCACCUGCCGAAGGUGCGGGGAUGCAUACAAGCUCACUUCACGGCAACUGGAUGCCGGAGACCGCUGCUGGCGGCCCAAGUCAUGGUCGAUACUGGCGGAAUCCACAAUACGAGAUGUUUCUAUCACGUUCUGCGGAAGUAUGUGCGAGAUUGCAAGUCACCCAGACAAGGGCAGGAGCUCUCUACUUGCCUAUUAAUCUCUCCCUAUUCCAAUAUCAAGAUACAUCGCCGCCAACAGAGGUCGCGACAAGUGGCCCAUAUCGCGAGUCCCGUUACGGUGUUCGUCUCUCUCGACGUCGGCUGGCGGCUGGGAGGUAUUUACUCGUGCCAUCGACUCAUUCUCCGGGGAUCCAGGGCCUGUUCGAAGUUUCAGUCUGGUCAGACUCUCCCAUCAGCGUGCAAUAUCUCGAAACUACCCAGUAA